Messenger RNA from Lottia gigantea (owl limpet), 1071 nucleotides. RefSeq lists its product as hypothetical. Lineage: Eukaryota; Metazoa; Mollusca; Gastropoda; Lottiidae. The coding region runs from base 1 to 1071 and encodes 356 amino acids. The record is from RefSeq and is a predicted model, not a curated record. The transcript has 5 exons.
AUGUCUAAUGUCACAGAUAUAGGCAUGGUCAACCUGUCGAAUUUUACAACCGAGUUUGCUUACAACUACACAAUGAUACCAAACAUUACUAUGAUUACCAAGAUGACAACAGAUGAAGUGACAGACUAUAACAAUUUUACAAUCGACCCAGUUACAGUUACAACAGAGACUACAGCAAUUACAACAGAACCUACUACAAUAAUAACAGAACCUAUAACAACUACUACCUUGGCAACCACAACUACCAUCAUUACAACUUUACUGAUUGCCUGUUUCAAACCGCCACCAGUCAGCAAUGCUCUAUAUACCUUUUCUGGUUUUGAUGUCAUCUACACCUGUAAUAGCGGAUUCCAGAUGACAGGCGCCUCCAGACUGGAUUGUGAUGUUACUAAUGGUAGAUGGUUCGGCAGUCCACCCGCUUGUUCACCAUUAGACCUAAACCCAAGAAUAGACAAUACCAUCAACAUCCCCGAAACUAAAGAACCAAUAAAAAGUUCUGAUAUACAAUUCAUAGUGGCUGUUAUUGGUGGAUUACUUGGAUUAAUAGCACUUAUUGGAUUACUGCUCUUAAUAUGUUAUUGGUGUGGAUGCGGGGCACCUAUAUGCAGAGGUCGUGUCUAUCCAGAUAGAAGACAAUCCUGUUGUUGUGAUGAUAGAAACAGAAGGAGAAUUUCUGAAGGGGAUUUAAGAGUCUAUCGCGGUAACGUGGAGCACACAUAUUUUGACUCAGGCAAUUCAUUGGUGGAUCUAGAAAACGGACGCUAUGUCCUUCCUUCUAAAAGUAUGUUGCCAACGCUUCAGGACACUUUUACAAAGGAAGAACCCGCCAAAACGGAAUCAAAUGGCGCCGUAACAAGAUUUCAUCAUCACAUUGACGAUGAGAUAAGAAGCAAUUCUAUUGACCUCAGAAAUAAAAGAAGGGGCUCCAUUGAUGUCAGAUCACAUCACGAUCAACUCUCAAGUCCAUAUAACAAUUCUAAAAUAUACAGAGCUCAAAGAAAGUUCCAAGCAGUCAAUUCUUGGAUGCCGCAUUCCAAACCUAUUCGGAACAUUAACACAAGUACAAAGUAA